AUGAGUCAGACGGAGCCAGGGGCUGAAGAGCAGGCAGAAGACGAGCCGUCAAAGCUCACGUGUCAGCACGGACCCAGCUGGGGGCGCUCCUGUGCUCUAAGGCCCAGACAUCCUCUCCUCAGACAUACGAGCCCUGAGGAUUUCCCACCUCCACUUUACCAAGGAAAUGGGGGAUCCUGCAGGUCCCUGGUCCCACAGAAGGUAAGGAUGUGGGUGCCACUGGGGCUCCCUUGCUGCACUGCAGCCCAGGUGGGAGAGGUCUACGUACCCCUCUCCUGGGCCCUCUUCCAGCCAGCCCGGCCCCUCUGGCUGCUGAGCGUGGCUCAUGUGACAGUGCCGGCUUCUCUCCUCCAUGUACCAACACACCCAGGUCUUCCUGUGGCUCCCCCCAGGCUCCCACAUGCAAACCGGGGCCCUCGAUUGCUGUGCUGGGGUCUGCACUGGAGGAGCCAGCACUGCCCCCCAAGCCAUGCUGGCACCGGCCCCUCCUUGCUUGGGUAUGUGCUUUGCCCACAGGGAAGACCCAUCUGUACCCACCCUGCCCUGGCACUGACGAGCUGCCCCUCCUGGCAGGUGUCCCUGCAGUGCGAACUCUCCCAGCGCUACCUGGGUGGGGCCGAGGACAACGUCACCUGCUUUGCCCAGACCGUGAGUGAGGGCGAGAAGUGGAGCCUGCACCUGGCCCAGCACCCCAACGGGCACAUGCUGAACCCCGGCAAGCAGCGCUACAUGCGCUGCGACCAGCAGACCGGGCACAUGCGCUGCGACCGCGAUCUGCCCUGGGGGCCCGAGGCCGUCAUCACCCUCCACUUUGACCUCAAAGAGAAGAAGUACGGCCUGCGGAGCGGGGCUGGGAGCCUCCUGGCUGCCGACGGCUCACUACAGGCCGAGCUGUCCCCUCAGACGCUCUACUCCCUGGAGCUGCGGGGUGGCCUGCUGGCCCUGCGGGACACGGAUGGCAGGUACCUGACUGGGCGUGAGGGCACCGUCAAGACCUUCAAGACGGACAAGCCGGGGCGCGACGAGCUCUUUGCUCUGGAGCCCAGUGCUGCACAGGUCUCGCUGCGCACCUUUGCCGGGGGCCGCUUUGUCUGCUGCAGGCCAGGGGCUGACAUCUAUGCCAAUGCCAUGUCCGUCGGCAACACGGAGAUUUUCCAGCUGCUGCUGAACGAUGUCACCAAGCAGGCCUGCUUUCGCAGCUCCUCCGGCACCUAUCUCGCUGUGGGCCCCAAGGAUUCUGUGGUGAGCACCAGCACCCAGGACAAGGGGGUCUGGUUCUCACUCCAGUACCGGGAGCAGAGGGUGACCCUGCGAAUGGCUGACGGCAGACACAUGGCCACCAGACCCAAUGGGCAGCUGCUGCUGGUGCCCGAGGCGGCAGGCAAGGGGGAGGAGUUCCUGCUGCUGCUGGUGAACCGGCCCCUGCUGAUCCUGCAGAGCGAGGCGGGCUUCGUGGGGCUGUUCCCCGGGACGCAGCGCCUGGACGGAAACCGGCCAGCCUACGAUGCCAGCGCCCUGACACUCGGCGAGGACGGCUUCUGCCACUUCAGAAUCGCCAACAAGUACUGGAGCCUGGACCAGGACGGGCUGGUCAUGGCGAGUGGAGACCACCCCAGCAACUUCACCCUCCAGUUCGUCUCCUCCAGCUGCCUCGUGCUGAAGGCUCCCAACAGCAAGUACCUGGUGGCGGAGGCGGGGGGCCGCCUGUGGGCAGGGGCCUCAGACGCAGCCUCUGCCACGCCCUUCCGCUACUAAGGGUCUCUAGCCCCUGAAA
Molecule: messenger RNA, 1774 nt
Organism: Emys orbicularis (European pond turtle)
Lineage: Eukaryota; Metazoa; Chordata; Testudines; Emydidae
Product: fascin-like
Exons: 6
Coding region: 1-1755 (584 amino acids)
Biological process (GO): establishment or maintenance of cell polarity; cell migration; actin filament bundle assembly
Cellular component (GO): cell projection membrane; filopodium; actin cytoskeleton
Molecular function (GO): actin filament binding; protein-macromolecule adaptor activity
Source: RefSeq, a predicted model, not a curated record